UGCAUCGUCGCUGCAGUCAUCUUGGCCCUGGCCACCGUUUCCGAGGCCGGAGUUGCUCCGUGGGGUUGGCCCCAUGCUGCUGCCCUCCCAGCUGCCGUUCCAGUUGCUGCCUGGCCACAUGCCGGUGCUGCCCACUGGGCUGGAGCUCCCUGGGCUGGAGCUCAUUGGGCCGGAGCUCCCUGGGCUGGUGCCCCAUGGGCUGGUGCUCACUGGGCUGGUGCUUGGCCAGCCGCCCCGGUCCAUGGACCAGUUGCCUCGGUUGCCCACCAUGCCGGAGUUGUUCCCGGAGCCACCUCGGUGACCGCUAACCGUGGAUCCGUUCAUGUUGCCCCCCUGCCAGGACAUGCCGUUUCCCAGCAGCAGCUCAACCUGGCCCCAGCCCCAGGAACCAUCUAAACCGAGGAGCCGUCGAUCAAGUACAAAACUAGUCACGCACAGACAGCAAUCGUAACCGGAAAACGCGACGAUAACCAACCCUGGACGAUCUUUCUGUCCUGAUUCUGAUGGUCGGACAAUCUCGGCAGAACUCGGCAUAAGUGAUAAAUACUCAUUAGGCAGUUAAGGUGGGAGGAAUGCACGUGAAUGCUUGAGGCGUAUUUGUGUUUCUCAGAAUAGAGAGUUUCUUUUAUGUAGCAAGCUGAAGCAAAGAAAUAAAAAUGAUGCUCAUUUUUAUAUCAAAUCAAA
This is a messenger RNA of Uranotaenia lowii, 684 nucleotides long. Its product is annotated as adult cuticle protein 1-like. The record is from RefSeq and is a predicted model, not a curated record. The annotation marks the transcript as partial. The transcript has a single exon. NCBI's taxonomy places the organism in Eukaryota, Metazoa, Arthropoda, Insecta, Diptera, Culicidae.